This is a messenger RNA of Pyrus x bretschneideri (Chinese white pear), 1787 nucleotides long. Its product is annotated as pectin acetylesterase 8. Gene Ontology annotation, molecular function: pectin acetylesterase activity. Gene Ontology annotation, biological process: cell wall organization. Gene Ontology annotation, cellular component: plant-type cell wall. NCBI's taxonomy places the organism in Eukaryota, Viridiplantae, Streptophyta, Magnoliopsida, Rosales, Rosaceae. The coding region runs from base 189 to 1526 and encodes 445 amino acids. The transcript has 14 exons. The record is from RefSeq and is a predicted model, not a curated record.
AAUAUUCUCAAAAUCUCUCUUCACUGGGAAGCACUUAACUUCCUCUUCACAUCUCACAUAACUCUGACACAAGAUAUACAUACACACACAUUAUAUAUAUAAUUGGAAGAAUAAGCGCAAACAUUCAACUGGGUUUCUCUCACAUUCUUUCUUCCACCAUCUCAUUCAGAUUAUUCUCUAUUACCAGAAUGGCCCGUAAAAGAUUAGGCCAAUGGUUAACUCUUCUAGUAUGUUUACUGAUAUUGCUGAAAGCAGAAAGCCACCCUGUGGGAAUCACUCUCGUUGAAAAUGCAGUCGCUAAAGGAGCUGUGUGUUUGGAUGGGAGCGCACCCGCUUACCACUUUGACAAGGGAUUUGGUGCCGGAAUCAACAAUUGGUUGGUUCACAUCGAGGGUGGAGGAUGGUGUAACAGCGUUGCAACUUGCCUUGAUCGCAAGAAUAAUUACCGCGGUUCAUCAACCAAAAUGGAAAAGACAAUGUCUUUUUCCGGGGUUCUUGGUAACAAGCAACAGACUAAUCCAGACUUCUACAAUUGGAAUAGAAUCAAAGUUAGGUACUGUGAUGGCUCGUCAUUCACUGGUGAUGUUGAAGCGGUAGACCCAGCAACAAAUCUUCACUUCAGAGGAGCAAGGGUUUUCCGUGCCAUCAUUGAUGAUUUAUUGGCAAAAGGAAUGAAAAACGCUCAAACUGCUCUUCUAUCUGGUUGUUCGGCUGGCGGCUUGGCCUCGAUUCUUCAUUGUGAUAACUUUCAUUCUCUCCUACCUGUGGGUACUAAAGUAAAAUGUCUAGCAGAUGCUGGUUACUUCAUUAAUGCGAAGACUCUGUCUGGAUCACAAUACAUUCAAACCUUUUACAGUGAAGUGGUUGCGCUACAUGGUUCGGCGAAGAACCUACCUGCAUCCUGCACUUCAAGAAUGAGUCCAGGGCUGUGCUUCUUCCCAGAAAAUGUGGUACCCCAAACCCGGACACCAAUAUUUUUUGUCAAUGCAGCUUAUGAUUCGUGGCAGAUAAAGAACAUUUUGGCACCGGGUGUUGCUGAUCCUAAAGGUGCCUGGAAAAAUUGCAAGCUUAGUAUAAAGAACUGCUCACCCAGUCAACUUCAAACCAUGCAAGAAUAUAGGUUACAGUUCUUAAACGCAAUAGCUGGUGCGAGCAGUUCUUCAUCUAACGGACUGUUCAUCGACUCCUGCUACGCUCAUUGCCAAAUCGGAACACAGGAGACAUGGCUGGCAACUGAUUCUCCCAUGUUGAGUAAGACGACAAUUGCAAAGGCAGUUGGAGACUGGUAUUACGACCGCACUCCGUUUAAAAAUAUUGAUUGCCCUUACCCUUGCAAUCCCACUUGCAAAAACCGUGAAUUUGAUUCAAACGAUCAGCUAAAAGGAUCAGAGCUAGGAAGAAAUGAAGUCUAUAAAAAGUAUUCCAACAAAUCAUUGGUGUCUAAUUGGAUGUUCAAUGUGCAACUUGUGGAAAAUCAUGUGAAGAACGGCCUCACUCCAGGGAUUGUCAAAAUUUCCUCAGGUUGAACUCGGUUUAGUGCCACAUAUGUGUGGAAACUGGACGUCUAGUUUUCUGUAGAACUUUACCGAUCAUGAUUCUAAGAGCAUCUCCAACACCAUCACUUUCGAGUACUCAUUUAAGGACUUAAGGAGAAUAUUUAUGCCUAUAAGAGCAAGUUCGCCCCUAAAAACCCCUUGGGCAAUAGUCAAUCCAAGCCGCCCAAAUAAAUAGUAAUUGAUUGCUAUAUAUAGUAAUUGACUGCAAUAAAUAGUAAUUGCCCAAGUGCA